CGUAAAACAAAAAGAAGAAGAAGAUGGUCCGAGACAGUUUACUGUGGCCCUUGAGUGCGCGGUUUCGUAAUCACUGGCUGCCAUUAACGUCUAUAGACGUCAAUUCGAUUACGAACUCUCACUGCAAUCAACGUAUAUACACGUUUUUCUACGGGGUUUGCUGGGAGACGGUCUGGCGGAGCUUGUAAGCUAAGUGUAGUGACGAACUGACUCCCUGUAAGGGGCAGCAGUGCUCUCUUUGGAUGAGCGAUCAGUAUAGAUCAUGGAAAGAAGAUGCAAGUUGACAAGGGAGAAAAUGGCGAAACGCAAGUCGGACAAGCUCACUAUGUGUCGCGGUAGUUCGGACAAAAAGAGUGCCGCGGUCGUGAGAAGUGACGACGAAGAUUAUCAAAAGAGGGAGCUACGGAGACGCGCGUUCUCGGGGCCAAGCGGUGAGAGGCAGCAUUUCUCACGCUGCGUGUCACCAACGGCAAGCUCAACUGACGAAUCCGCGUCAGAUGAAUUCAGCGAACCGGACCCGGAUUCGUCGGAUGAGUGGUUGCCGUCUGGACCAGGCAGGAGCAGCAGAGCCUCGUCCCCAGACUCUCCAGAAAGACGUAAAAGAGGUGCAUCUAGCAGAGAUCCCACUCCUGUUGGCAGUGCAAAGAAAGGGCGUGCAUCAAUCGGAGGUUGUGGACAACAUUCUGGCUGGCAUCAAUUCGAAAACUGGCAACCAAAUCAGAUCCCCUUCACAGCAACCCCUGGACCCCGGGGAGCUGCCGCGGAGCUGGAUUCUGACUUGCCAGCUGACUUCCUGGAGCUGUUCCUGACAAAUGAGCUGCUCCAACAUAUUGUGGAUCAGACCAACUUGUAUGCCAGUCAGUAUAUUCGAGCACAACCUGACAGUUUGCCAUAUAGCAGAGCUAAUGCAUGGAAACCGGUGUCAGUCCCAGAGCUGAAAACUUUCUUUGGACUCAGUUUUCUCACUGGCUAUGUUAAAAAGCCAAAUCUUGAACUGUACUGGAGUGUGGAUGAGGUUGAUGCAACACCGUAUUUCAGUAAGACCAUGUCAAGGAACCGAUUCCAGAUGAUAUGGAGGUUCCUUCAUUACAAUAAUAAUAAUGAGUCACAGGAUGCGACUGACAAAAUGUAUAAAGUCCGCCCUGUGUUAAAUUACAUUGUGGAAAAGUGCAGGGAGCUGUAUCAACCAGGGCAAAACAUUUGUAUUGAUGAGGGUAUGAUGCAGUGGCGGGGACGUCCAUCUUUCAGGGUGUACACCCCACAAAAACCUGUGAAGUAUGGGAUCAAAUCAUACAUACUGUGUGACUCUGCCACAGGGUACUGCUUCAACAUGCAUCCUUAUGUCGGCACAGCUAGUACUCUGCCAGAUAUAAUAUUCGCUCUCCUUGAUCGUCUCCAAGGCCAUGGUUAUACACUUUUUAUGGACAAUUUCUAUAAUUCCGGAGCACUCUGUGAACGGUUACUGGGAGCACAAACCAAUGUAUGUGCAACAUUGAGGAAGAAUAUGGGGGGAUCUAAGAUGGUGAAAGAUAAGAUGCAGAAGGGACACAAAGAGCAGGUUCCUCACUUCAAGCCAGCGUGUGUCAUUGCAUACAACUUGUCCAUGAAUGGGGUGGAUAAGCUGGACCAAAACAUCGCCUACUACCCCUUCAUCCGAAGGUCACUGAACUGGUCAAAGAAAUUUGUCGCCUAUCUGUUCCAACUAUGUAUGUUAAACGCAUAUGUCCUCUACAGAGCCAAAAACCCAGAGGAGUGUAAAACCCUCUUGGAGUUCAUGCGCAGGGUUGUGAAGUCCUGGACUGCAAAGCAAUUUGUGGGGGAGCAAGUAGAGGAGGUGGAGGUGGGGAAGCAGGUAGAGCAGGUGGAGGUGGAGAAGCAGAAAUCUUCAGAACUGAAGAAGCCUCUUAGAUGA
This is a messenger RNA of Solea solea (common sole), 1912 nucleotides long. Its product is annotated as piggyBac transposable element-derived protein 4-like. Lineage: Eukaryota; Metazoa; Chordata; Actinopteri; Pleuronectiformes; Soleidae. The transcript is spliced from 4 exons. The record is from RefSeq and is a predicted model, not a curated record. The coding region runs from base 263 to 1912 and encodes 549 amino acids.